AUGCUAUCUAAAGCUAAUUAUAUCCCCUCAGGCCGCAUACCCCUGGCGCAUUGUUUUUCUAUUUCUGACAAUCUGCAGUCAAAACUUAACAUUUACCACCACACUCUUUGCUUGCCAUUUUCAGGUGUAGCGCUUUUUCUUUUCAUCCCAUGA
Messenger RNA from Laccaria bicolor S238N-H82, 153 nucleotides. RefSeq lists its product as uncharacterized. The coding region runs from base 1 to 153 and encodes 50 amino acids. The record is from RefSeq and is a predicted model, not a curated record. NCBI's taxonomy places the organism in Eukaryota, Fungi, Basidiomycota, Agaricomycetes, Agaricales, Hydnangiaceae. The transcript has a single exon.